Phragmites australis (common reed) is the source of this 2801-nucleotide messenger RNA. Its product is annotated as protein ALTERED PHOSPHATE STARVATION RESPONSE 1-like. The record is from RefSeq and is a predicted model, not a curated record. NCBI's taxonomy places the organism in Eukaryota, Viridiplantae, Streptophyta, Magnoliopsida, Poales, Poaceae. The transcript is spliced from 4 exons. Bases 337 to 2298 code for a protein of 653 amino acids.
CCCCUCCGUUUUUACGCUCCGCUGCGCCGUCGUGUUGCAUGCGACGCGAGCCGGUGGUGACCGGUGCCGUGCAGGGCUGCUGGACACCUGUUUGUCACAGGCAACAAGCGUACAAAGGAUCUCGGUCUCUCUCUGUCUCUCUAUCUGCACAGCAGAAAUGGCAAGCACGGUAAAAGGAGUGAGGAGUGUGCUGCACUGCUAGGCUCUUGCUCUGGGAGUACAAAGGCAGUGAAGCAAGCAACGGUUACUAGCUGGGUUGCUGCGGCGUUGGGUUGGGAGUGAGAGGAAGAAGAGCUGGUGUGGUGCGUGAUCAGCGGCCGCCGGAGCUGAGCGGCGAUGGGCUGCUGCCAGUCGCGGCUGGAGCGGCUGGAGGCGGUGUCGCGGUGCAAGGCGCGGAGGCGCUACACGAAGCAGCUGGUGCAGGCGCGGCGGGACAUGGCGGCCGCGCACGCGCUCUACCUGCGCGCGCUCCGGGCCACGGGCGCCUCCAUGCUGCACUUUGCCAGCGCCGAGGCCGACCACCCGCAUCUCCAUUCCUCCGCCCACCACCACCCGCCGCCCUCCCCGCCGCCGCCUCCGACGCUGCCUCCGCCUCUCCCGCCGCCGCCGCCGCUCAGCCCCACCCCGACCACAAGGUCCUGGACGAUCAACUCCUCCUUGACCUCCGCGUCCGCGAUCUUGCCCCCUCCGCCGCCGCCUCCAAUGCCGUCGAGCUGGGACUUCUGGGACCCCUUCGCGCCCUCCUCCUCCCGCUCCCCCACCGAGGAUGCCGACUGGGACGACGCCGCCGCCACCGUCGUCGAAGCCCCCAACGCCGCGCCGCCCGUGGUCACAGCCGCCGCCGCGGUGGCCGCGCCCCUGUCCAUCGUCACCGCCACCACCACCUCCACCACCCCCAGUGAGCUCACCGUCGUCGCGGUGCCCCGCGGCGGUGCCGGGAAGAAGGACCUCGCCGAGAUCGCCACCGAGCUGGACGAGUACUUCCUCAAGGCGGCCGACGCCGGGGCCCGCGUCGCCGCGUUGCUCGAGGCCCCCAUCUGCGAGCCCCCCGAGACCACAAACCACAGCCUCCCAGGGAAGGUGCUGAGUUACAGCAAGAGCUUGAAGCCCACGGGAUGGUCGUGGAGCGGCGGCGGCGGAGGGUAUGGAAAAGGUAGCAAUGGGUUCUCAAGGUUUGGUAGAGGAGACGAAGGGAUGGCCAUGGGCAAUGGCGGAGGCGGUGGGAUGCUUAGCCAUUCAUCCACCGUGGAGAAGCUCUAUGCCUGGGAGAAGAAGCUGUUUCUUGAGGUCAAGAGUUACGAGGGGUAUAAGCAUGAGCAUGAUAGGAAGGUGAGUCUGCUGAGGAAGCAGGAGGUGAAGGGUGUGGACUACUUGAAGAUGGAGAAGAACAGGAUGGAGAUUGAGAGCUUGGAGUCCAAGAUGCUAGUUGCCACCCAGUCCAUCGAGACCACCACUUCUGAGAUAAUCAGGCUGAGAGAAUCCGAGCUAUUUCCUCAGCUUCUUGAGCUGGUUGCUGGCUUGAUGAGCAUGUGGAGGGGCAUGUAUGAGUGUCAUCAAGUUCAGACCCACAUCGUGCAGCAGCUCGAGUACCUCAAUAAUGCUCUGAGUACUAACCCAACUUCCAAUGUCCACCGGCAAGCAGCUCUCCAACUUGAGAUAGAGGUCGACAGGUGGUAUUCAGCCUUCUGCAGUCUGGUCAAGUCCCAGAGAGAUUAUGUCUACUCCCUGACCGGCUGGCUUCGCCUAUCGCUCUUCUGCCACCACGACCCGCUGACCAAAGCUCAUCAGAACUCUGAUAUUUACAGCUUGUGUGAGGAAUGGCAGCUAGCCAUUGAUCGAAUCCCUGACAAGGUGGCCUCAGAAGGGAUCAAAACUCUCCUGACAGUGAUCCACGCUGUUGUCAUUCAACAAGCUGAGGAACAAAAGCAAAAGAAGAGGUCUGAGUCUGCAUUCAAGGAAUUCGAGAAGAAGACAGAGGAACUGAGAUCCCUAGAGGCAAAAUAUGAGCUGUAUUUUGGUGCUGAAGGUGACCCCGAAUUAUUGCGGAAAUCACCGGUAGCUGACAAGCGGGCAAAGGUGGAGGCUCUGAGGAGCCGCGCAGAUGAGGAGAAGAGCAAGUAUGAGAAGAGCGUUGGGGUCACAAGAGCAAUGACCUUGAAUAAUCUGCAGACAGGCUUCCCUAAUGUUUUCCAGGCGAUGACAGGCUUCGCCAGCGUCUGCAUGGAGGCGUUUGAGUCGGUGUACAACUUCAAGAGCAGCUCAGACCGGAUCCUUGACAUGAAGAGGCUCCUGACCUGAAGCAAUAUUGCCUCCAGUUGGUACUUCGUAGGCCACUGCAUAAAAUGUAUACAGUUCUAGACUUCUAGUACAAUAGUAGAGUGGAAGAGAGGUCAACUUACAAAAUUUAUGUGGGUGGUAUCAGGUUCUAAUGGCACUAUAGUAGGCGCAAAAAUGCCGUUGAGUUCAUUUACUUGCUGUGAAUGAACUUUAAGGCCUCGUUCUUUCUUUUUUGGUAGCGAUGUGGUGUUGGUCGGUUGUAGGAAUCGAAUCGAAGCAGGUUCGAAAAGCUCUGGUUUUUUAAUCAGAACGUUUACUGGUUAUGUCAACUGUCAAGAGACUUGGAUGGUGACCGAUAACAGCUGUUUCUGUGUAAUUCAGAAAUAGGCCGUCUCCGUCGUGAUUGUGGCUCCCCCCGUGCAAUUCAGAUUAUGAUCAGUGAAUUCGAAUUAGCCAUUGCAACUUUGCAAAUUCAACGUUAGAAUUCAAGCAUUUUAAGCAACUAUGUAAGAACGGGGUAAGAU